Messenger RNA from Sinocyclocheilus rhinocerous, 1260 nucleotides. RefSeq names its product cellular nucleic acid-binding protein-like. The annotation marks the transcript as partial. Lineage: Eukaryota; Metazoa; Chordata; Actinopteri; Cypriniformes; Cyprinidae. The record is from RefSeq and is a predicted model, not a curated record. Gene Ontology annotation, molecular function: nucleic acid binding; zinc ion binding. The transcript has 2 exons.
UUUGCAGCGUGCUACAACUGUGGCAGGGGCGGCCACAUCUCCAGAGACUGCAAAGAGCCCAAGAAGGAGCGCGAGCAGGUCUGCUAUAACUGCGGCAAGGCCGGACACAUGGCCCGCGACUGCGACCACGCUAACGAGCAGAAGUGCUACUCCUGCGGUGGCUUCGGACACAUCCAGAAGGGCUGCGAGAAGGUCAAGUGCUACAGGUGCGGGGAGAUCGGACACGUCGCCGUUCAGUGCAGCAAGGCCAGCGAAGUCAACUGCUACAACUGCGGGAAGUCCGGCCACGUGGCCAAGGAGUGCAGCAUCGAGGCCACCGCUUAGCCCCGGCCCCUCCAUCGCCCCUCCUUUCUCUGAUUGAUGGCUGUAUUGUUUUCUCUGAGUCCUCUUCGCUGGCCAUCGGUUGGCUGAUCGAGGCUAUUCCCAGGCCAGUGAGCUCUUGACAUGGAGGAGGAGGAAAGGGGUGGAAGAAAACUUCCCACUUUCUGCAUUUAAUACAAAAAAUGUUUAUGUUUAGUUUGGUAGAGGUGUUAUGUAUAAUGCUUUGUUAAAGAACCCCCUUUCCGUGCCACUGGUGAGCAGAGGUGUGUUGAGUGGAAGAGCGCGUGUCGGAGAGGCCUCUGGAGGCUCGGGAGAAAAACACACAUGCUAAAAACCAACCAUACAGAGAUCAGGGAAGCGCUCGCUUCUUGCAUUGUUUGUUUUAUCGCUGAGACCGAGGUAGCCUGUGAGCGAUUGAGCUGGAAAAGCAGCACAGGACACAUACGGUUGGGUCUAUCCGGGCCAAACCAGCAGUGCGCAGCUAUGUGGAGAAAACAGCAACAGCAUAGAGUACGUCACGUGUAAUAUAGCGCAAACAACUUUAUAGCAUAUUCUGGAAGCCUUGUGUAAGAACAGUUCCAGAAAAUGAAAUCCUUUAAAACAUGGGCUGUUUGGUCAGCCGUGACGUCGCAAACCUAUGACCCCAGGAGAUAACAGAUGGAUGGAGUGUAGGACGCUCCACCCAAGCUGAAAACUUCAAUAGAAAAAGGUAGUAAAACAGAUUUGGAGUUAGAAGAAAGGUGAACGUUUUCACAGAAAUCAAAAUGUUAUUUUUGUACAAUAUCACUUAGACUACUCUAAAAAUAAUAAUAAUGAUGAUAAUAAAAAAACUUUCAUUUGCUUGUACUCAGUUUUUAAGUCUGAAGGUGAAUGCAACUGAAGGUGUAGGACAUAGAAAUGUAAUUUUAAACUCAAUAAAUCUGGAGGAAGGGGUGUGAA